AAUGCGCGUGCGCGCUGGGCCGGCUCGUCCCGUUCUGUCCCAAUCAUUGUAAACAGGCGGAGGCUGGGGCGGGGUGGGAAUGGGGCGCCCGAGGCCGGCCAGGGGCGCAGCGCAGGAGGCGCCUACGGUGGCUGCGGCGGCACGGUGAGCGCGAGGAGGCGGCGGCUGCGGCGGGGCGGGCGGUCGCGCGGCGUCAGGCACAGGUGUAAUGGAUAGGUAACAGAGAAACCCUCCUCACUGUCUCGUCAGGGAGGCAGAAUGACUGAGUGCUUCCUGCCCCCCACCAGCAGCCCUAGUGAGCACCGCAGGGUGGAGCAUGGCAGUGGUCUUACCCGAACCCCCAGCUCUGAGGAGAUCAGCCCUACCAAGUUUCCCGGCUUGUACCGCACUGGCGAGCCCUCGCCUCCCCAUGACAGCCUUCAUGAGCCUCCUGACAUAGUGUCUGAUGAUGAGAAAGACCAUGGGAAGAAAAAAGGAAAAUUUAAGAAAAAAGAAAAAAGGACUGAAGGCUAUGCUGCCUUUCAGGAAGAUAGCUCUGGAGAUGAGGCUGAAAGUCCUUCCAAAAUGAAGAGGUCCAAGGGAAUCCAUGUUUUCAAGAAGCCCAGCUUUUCUAAAAAGAAAGAGAAGGAUUUUAAAAUAAAAGAGAAACCCAAAGAGGAAAAACAUAAAGAAGAAAAGCACAAAGAAGAGAAACAUAAAGAGAAGAAGUCAAAAGACUUGACAGCAGCUGAUGUUGUUAAACAGUGGAAGGAAAAGAAGAAAAAGAAGAAGCCAAUUCAGGAACCAGAGGUGCCUCAGGUUGACGUUCCGAAUCUCAAACCCAUUUUUGGAGUUCCUUUGGCCGAUGCAGUAGAGAGGACCAUGAUGUACGACGGCAUUCGGCUGCCGGCGGUUUUCCGUGAAUGUGUAGAUUAUGUAGAGAAGUAUGGCAUGAAGUGUGAAGGCAUCUACAGAGUUUCAGGAAUUAAAUCAAAGGUGGACGAGCUGAAAGCAGCCUAUGACAGAGAGGAGUCUCCAAAUUUGGAAGAAUAUGAGCCUAACACCGUGGCCAGUUUGUUGAAGCAGUAUUUGCGAGACCUUCCCGAGAAUCUGCUUACCAAAGAGCUGAUGCCUCGCUUUGAAGAGGCUUGUGGGCGGAGCACGGAGAGCGAGAAGGUGCAGGAAUUCCAGCGCUUGCUCAAAGAGCUGCCAGAAUGUAACCAUCUUCUGAUUUCUUGGCUGGUCGUGCACAUGGACCAUGUUAUCGCGAAGGAACUGGAAACAAAAAUGAAUAUACAGAACAUUUCUAUAGUGCUCAGCCCAACUGUUCAGAUUAGCAAUCGUGUCCUAUAUGUGUUUUUCACACAUGUGCAAGAGCUCUUUGGAAAUGUGAUACUAAAGCAAGUGACCAAACCUCUUCGAUGGUCUAACAUGGCCACUAUGCCUACACUGCCAGAGACCCAGGAGAACAUCAAGGAGGAGAUCAGAAGACAGGAGUUUCUUUUAAAUUGUUUACAUCGAGAUUUGCAGGCUGGGAUAAAGGAUUUAUCUAAAGAAGAAAGAUUAUGGGAAGUACAAAGAAUUUUGACAGCCCUCAAAAGGAAACUGAGAGAAGCUAAGAGACAAGAGUGUGAAACCAAGAUUGCACAAGAGAUUGCCAGUCUUUCAAAAGAGGAUGUUUCCAAAGAAGAAAUGAAUGAAAAUGAAGAAGUUAUAAAUAUUCUCCUUGCUCAGGAGAACGAGAUCCUGACUGAACAGGAGGAGCUUCUAGCCAUGGAGCAGUUUCUGCGCCGACAGAUCGCCUCCGAAAAAGAAGAGAUCGAACGCCUCAGAGCCGAGAUUGCUGAAAUUCAGAGCCGCCAGCAGCACGGCCGCAGCGAGACCGAGGAGUACUCCUCCGACAGCGAGAGCGAGAGCGAGGACGAGGAGGAGCUGCAGAUCAUCCUGGAGGACCUCCAGAGGCAGAACGAGGAGCUAGAAAUAAAGAACAAUCAUUUGAAUCAAGCAAUUCACGAAGAGCGAGAGGCCAUCGUCGAGCUGCGGGUGCAGCUCCGCCUGCUUCAGCUGCAGCGAGCCAAGCCCGAGCCGCCAGGGCAGGACGACGAGGAGCCCGAGAGGCGCGGGGCCGGCCAGCCGCCCAGAGACGGCGCCCUGGAGACGAAAGCGGCUAAGGAGCAGGCCAAGCCGUCACCGAGCAGAGACAGGAAGGAGACGCCCAUCUGAGCAGCCCAGACCCAACGAGACCCGUGCAUCUUACUGUAAUCCCGAGAGUCAGAGUGCACAACUCUGUGCUGUACAUUCUGUAAAGAUGUCUUUUCUCCUCAGACUCUUUCUUCUCUCACACGUAUGACUUCUCCGCGUCAGGCUCAGGUUACACGGGAGGACAAAGCAGUGCACGCAUUGUGGGCUUGUAGGGGACAGAUGAGUUUUCCAGAUAGUGUCAGCUUAUUUGAAGAUUAAUUUUCCUUGUUAACUUAAAACUAUUUUAACCCUUGAGUGGCUUCUUUUUAAACCAAAAAUCGUCUUUCUUUGCUUUUUUAUUACAGCAGAAUCAGGAUCUCUUUCUCUCGGUGGGGGGUGGGGUGGGGUGGGGGUGGGGGGUGGAGCCAAACAAGGUAAAUCCUGUUCCUGCCUUGUGGAUUGCCCCGUAGUGUCACCCUCCGGGAUCUCUGCUUACUAGUCACUCUUGCUUGUGCCUUUUACACCUUCUCGGUGCAGAUUCUAUAAUGGGGAGCUGCCUCAGAUUUCCUGACUGGCCAGAAUGGCUGUUACUGAGGUUACCUUUGCCCACCCUUGUCACCCUCUCCUUUGACGGCCCUAAACCAGUCCAUGAACCUGAGUCACCGGAUGGCCUGACCUGUCACAGAGCUGCCAGUGGAGCCCGCCCGCUGGCCCCGGGGCAGCGUGGCCCCCGUGUAGGAGCAGCCGCCGGGCUCCUGCGGGCUCCUCGCUGCCGGUGAUCACAUGCUUUUCAGUGGGUUGGUCGGAGGUAGCCGCCUGACCUGAGGCCUCCACACAGAGGACCGGUUCCUUAACCCGGAGAUCUUCUCGUGUGACUGAUCUUCCAUUAAACACAGGAUGACUUAGAUUGCUUGCUUGGGCUGGAAUGUAAAAGUCUCUCUGCCUGAAUAAGCCAUAUAUGCUCUUAAACAAAAGUGUCCAAUUACCCGUAUCCUAUGAUCUCAGUGAACCUGCUGACGGACUCCCAAUUGACAAGAUUGAGCAAUAGAAAAAAACUUUUCCUUUAAAUGAUAGCUGUGAUUCCCCGACCCCGUUUUCUUGCUUCUGUAACUUCUCCGGUGACUGAGGCAUCUGGGAGGUCAGCUCUCGGGCACCUUUGUUCAGUCACGCUCUGUCUGAAUAAAUGGCACCCGUGAGGUAGGUCAGCUCUCAUGGCUGUGAAGAUAAACCCCACGCACUCAAGGUGAUGGAAACAAACCCCCCACGAGGGCUCUGUCCUCUCCUAGUUACUAUUUAUUUUCAGCACCUGUUUGAUGCGGUUUUUUAUUCUCUACCUAUUGCACUGUUGUGACUUGUUGGCCAUUGUUUGAUUUUUGUACGAAAAAAAGCUUUGUUAUAGAAAUCAGCAUACUAUUUUUUUAAAUCUGGAGAGAAGAUAUUAUGGUGACUGAAAAUAUGGUCAGGUGUCAAAUAUAAACGUAUAAAAGCC
Felis catus (domestic cat) is the source of this 3649-nucleotide messenger RNA. It is a transcript of the gene RALBP1, whose product is annotated as ralA binding protein 1. Gene Ontology annotation, cellular component: membrane. Bases 259 to 2202 code for a protein of 647 amino acids. Gene Ontology annotation, biological process: endocytosis; positive regulation of GTPase activity; small GTPase-mediated signal transduction. The transcript is spliced from 10 exons. Gene Ontology annotation, molecular function: GTPase activator activity; small GTPase binding. Lineage: Eukaryota; Metazoa; Chordata; Mammalia; Carnivora; Felidae. The record is from RefSeq and is a predicted model, not a curated record.